Messenger RNA from Siniperca chuatsi (mandarin fish), 2859 nucleotides. It is a transcript of the gene pdrg1, whose product is annotated as p53 and DNA-damage regulated 1. Bases 79 to 477 code for a protein of 132 amino acids. The record is from RefSeq and is a predicted model, not a curated record. The transcript has 5 exons. Gene Ontology annotation, cellular component: prefoldin complex. NCBI's taxonomy places the organism in Eukaryota, Metazoa, Chordata, Actinopteri, Centrarchiformes, Sinipercidae. Gene Ontology annotation, biological process: protein folding.
UGUGCGGCUCCCUGGCAGUCCUUUCUGUUUCCAGUCGUUGUUUCAGACCGGACGUGUUUUCAUAGCGACACAGCUACCAUGGACGCUGUAUCCCAGCGUGUUUUGGAUUAUUUGACAGAAGUUGAGGAGGCAGCUGAGGAUGUCCUCGCCGCUAAACAACAGAUAGUGGACCUGGACACAAAGAGAAACAGGAACAGAGAGGCACUGAAUGCACUGAAACAUGAAAUGUCAGAUUCAGAGAAAGUGAAGGUUUGCUUUGGAAGCAUGUUCAUCAAAUUUCCCAAAGUGAAGACAAGAGAGAUGAUUCAGAGAGACCAAGAGCAGCUGGACAAGGAGAUAAACGACCUUCGCAAAGGACUGAAAGCAAAAGUCAAUCGUCUCAAUGAGAUGCAAGGAAAACCUGAGCUGAGAGGCUACAAUCUUUCUCCUCUGUCAACUGAUGAAAUCAAAGCUAUUAACAGCCUUUUAAAGAGAUGACAUCAGAUCUGCUAAGGACAAAGAAAACAUGUUGACAAGAUGCCAAAGAGCCUCACCUGCAGGUCUCAGCCAUGCAGAUGGUACUGUAACAUGCUAACCUCUGGAUGAUCUGAUCUCAAGAAAUUAGUCUCCUGGAUGAUCGACGAUAUGGAUGUAAUUGACAUCUUCAUAACCUGCCUUUAGGACAGUUUUUAAAUUCUUGUCAAACAUUGUAUCCUAGGUCUUAAAUCCAAAGAAAAACACAUUUAAGACAGAAAGUGUAUUUAGCCCUUCCCCCUUUCCUCACCAGAGGCAGUGGUAACCUGCAUUUGUAAAGGUGCUGAAAAAAGCAGAGGGCAAGCACCACUACUGUGUGUACACAAAGCAACACUGAUGUUAUUUUGGAGUCUUGUCUGCUGUCUUUGGUUAUUUUGUGUUUGACUGUUCAUACCAUAGCUGGUGCUGUGGCUUUUGUGCUCUGUAGCCACUGGCCUCACCUUGACAGCUAGUGUUGUGGGUGGUUCACUGCUAGCCACAAACACAGCAAGUUCCAUAUCAUAAACAUUUCAAAUAAUGUAACUGAAAAGCAAAUUUCAGGCAAACUGUAAAAAAAAUAUGUGAGGAAAACUACAGUUCAUUGCAACUUGGGUUUUAUUUUCGUAACUGCAGCCAUCGGAUUAAUCAUUUAUGAGAACAUUGAACUCACUAAAGAGCUUGCUAACAUCUCAGAAUGCGGAAGCUUCUUUAAAAAGGCGUCCAACGGGGCAAAAAACACAAGCGGUGAGACAACACAGGUUGUAAACAAGCGCAAAUUCGCAAUAGCUGCCACCAUAUGCAUUAAUGCAGCUACUUGUACAUGCAUUAUGCAAAAUACUGUGUACUUGUUUGAAAGUGAAAUUCCUUUUAUACUGUAUAUUUGGCCGAAGAAAGAAAAACUACUCUUUGUUAUGUAUGAGUUAUGAAUGAGUUAUGACGUGGCUAAAGUAUAGGGGCCGGCCAAACCAUUACUAAUGAAAGUGUCUGUGUGUAUAUGUGUAUGUCUGUCUAUCUGUGUGUGUGUGUGUGUGUGUGUGUGUGUGUGUGUGUGUGUGUGUGUGUGUGUGUGUGUGUCUUUCUACAAAAUUUGGCCAUGUUCCGUGAAUCCGUUUAGAAGUUCUGUCCCUUUUUGUUACAGACCACGCCCAUUGCUACACCCCCUUUUUACCAAUUAUUUGCAUGAAGAGUUAAUCAGCUGUCCUUUGGCUCAUGACCAACCUUUCUACAAAAUCUUGUGCAAGUCUGUGAAUUCAUUUGGAAGUUAUGUGCCUUUUUGCUAUAGGCCACUCCCACUGCCACGCCUCUUUUACGUCAACUUGCAUUAACAUACCUUCACACACAAAACACUUAACCUCCAUGCCAAAUUUCAGCCUCCUAGGGCGAAAACUGUGGCCGCCAAAGGGUGGGGAAAUGUAUGUGUACCGAGCUAUAGAGCUGCUGGUUGCAGCUAACAAGCAGCUGAAAGUCAGUAAUAAUUCCUCAUUUCACAGGAAAACUGCGCACAGCCAAGGUAAGUACAGUAAAGUUGAAGCAUGACAUUGGUAAGUUAUGGGUGAUUUAUGUUUACAAUGAGCAAUCUGGGUAAUAAUUUGAUCAUUUGCUUUUGUUUUCUCUUCCAAGUAAGUGUCUAUUGGCUAACCUUUUAGGUUUGUUUACAACCUGUCUGAUCGACUUGUGUCAUUGCCCUAGUUUUAGUGAUGUCACCACGUUCCCAGAUCUCAGGAGUUAAUUUUGGUGAGUAUAAUAUAACAAUAGAACCGAGGACCAGAGCUAUGAAGAUAAAACCCAAGGUGUAAUUCAACUGUGUGGGAUUCUACAGGAGGAUUGUUUGACGUUAUGUCCUGUAUAGUUUGAGUGGGAAUUCAGGCCAUGUAGUUGGUGAAUGGCCACAAGGUGGCAGUGCAAGUGUACAGCAGAAGGACAGUUUCACUCACUGCCUCCACAGCCUCACAACCAAUCUUCAAAUACCCUGAUAUUAAUGCAGCACUGUUUAUAAUAGGCUAUGUAAUACACAACAGAAUUUGUUCUUAGAAGUUAAACAAAAUCCUUAAACUUUGCAUGUCCAUUGUGUUAACCAGUGCAUAAUGGGAAAUAUUUGUUUUCAUAUUGUUAGUAACUUUUUUUGGUCAGGUUUUUGUCCUUUAUUUACCAUCUUGUCUAUAAAUUGUCUAUAUGUUAUUAUUUUGGAUGAGUUGUAUUUUUUGUGCUGUGAGAGUUCACAGUUACUCACACUACGCAUUCAGUAUGUGUUACUGUCUCUGUUUUUUUUUUUCUUUGAAUGAGACAUACCAUACAUCCUGAGUCACAAUGUGAGUGACAAACAACCAGUGUGCUGUCCUGAGGGGGAAUAAACUGUAAAUAGGUGUA